ACAACUGCCGCGGUUCGUUGUAGUUAUAGCUGUGGCUGUUCUAGCUAGCCGGAUUAAACUAAAAUAAGGGCUUUUUUACUGGGGCUCUUGCACUGAGAUUGUCAGGCGGAUACUAAAGAAACGAGGCUAUUUAUUUGUAGACUUUUCUGGGGUCAAAUAAGCAGCAGCAGCAGCUAAGAGGGCUAGCUAGCGGUGACGUUAGCUUUGAACGGUGACUGGCUUUUUAAAUAACCUAGCUAGUUAGCUAAACGUUAGCCCGAUCAACCGAGGGAAAGUAAGAGCCAGUUAGCUUAUGUGUCUGUGUAGUUAAUUAAACCAGAUUAGUAUCUAAGUGUUGCCAAAAUGGCUUCUAGUAUCACAUCUAUAUUCAACACAAUUAGCUAGCUAAGAAGGGUGAGUUUAAGCUAACUCCGUUGAUAGGCCAUCAGCUGACAGGAAACAAGCUAACAAGGGUCCUCCAGUCUGGUCAGAGCAAAUACAAAAGGAAACACGUCGAGAUUGAUUCAGUGUCAUCAUAUGUUGACUGAAAACAGGAAACGGCAGCGCAGCGGUGGUGAUGAGGAGAAUGGCCACCUCGUGCCUCAAGCCAAAAGGCAAAGCAGAGCUCAUCCUCUGUCUCCGGAGCCAGGCCGGGAUGCCUGGGACUCUGAGUCAUCCAACAGCGAGAGCAGCAGCAGUCCAGAACAUGCGGCUGGCAGCUGUGGCAGUCAGUGCGCCGUUGGCCCCUGCAGUCCCCUCGGCUCCGGUGACUCCUCAGACCUGGCCGGCCCUACAAGCCUGGUGUCCUACCUGCAGAUCAACCGCAUCCUGAAGCAGGCCCACUUCCAGAGCAUGCAGAUCCGAUGUCAGCUCAGAGACACAUGAUGACCUAACGUCUCUCAUUGUGAGCCACCAGAGGACUGAGUCCCUGAGGCAGGCCAGAGCACCAACACGCUGACUCACUUCACUCAGCUCUUCCCAUCCAUCUCCAGUUACUGUGAUGUCUCGCAGCUCUACAUAUCUGUGGAUGGAGACCAGCUCCUGGUCAGGUAUCUGGAGGGGGUUCAUCAUUCAAAUAAAUCAAAAGUGAUCAUCAUUUUAGCAAUAAUAACUGUGUGAUCAACUCAAACAAUUUUUGUGAUCCACUUGAUUUCUGACCAGUCCGGUUAACGUACUGCUCUCGGAGCCUUAUUGUGACUGACUGAUGAUGACGAAUCCCUGUGUUUUGUCUUAAAUGUUGUAUGAAAACUGUGCUACUGGAGAUGCUGUAGUGGCACCAAACACAAUUUUAGGCCGGUCAGUGUGACUCGUUUAGUCUCCUAGUAGGGUGCUUGGGUAGUAUAAUGCUGAAUCUGAUGUCUGUGUAAGAACAUGGACCAGUCUCAGGGAGGAUUUGCACUUGUCUUGGACGGCUCAUUUGCUUUCAUAUUCAGACAGGGGCCCCUUUACAAGGACCUGUAGAAGCCAUGGGUGUUAACUUGGCCAAUGAGGUUAUAUUUAAUGUCCUUAUUUUGUUAGUUUAUAGAGUUUUUUUUUGUUUUUUUUUGAUUUCAGUAAAAUUUAGUGGAGAGUCAGGCCAUAGAAUAAAUGAGUUGGUUUUAGCACAGUUUGCAUUUUAAAAGGCUUCAUAACACUGCAAGAUUGAAAAUAUUGAACACGUAUGCCAAUUUUCUGCAUUUCCAUGGUUAAAAAUGUGUGCGGUAUUUAUCCCAUAUUUAUUCAUUAGCACAGUAUGUUUUUUUUGUUCCUGAUGCGGAUUCAAAUUCCACAAUAGUUGAUUAUAAUAAAUAUUGUGCAGUCUUGGCAGUGGUAUGCACAGGUGUGGCUUUCUGGCAGUUUUAUUUUCUCCUGAUGCAUAGACUUAUUAUUUCAUGAUCUCGACAUAAGAGUCCUUUUUUGUUUUCUUGUGAUCACUUAAGUUUUUGAUGUUGACAUAACGUAUCUUGUCUUCUCAUGAUCAAUCAAUAAUUAGGCUGUAGAUUGUGAUAUGGGAAUAAUCGUCUAUACUCAAAUAUCACUGCUCAUAUUUGACAUCAGAAAUUAACACCUUAUUAUUAUAAAUUGAUUAAUUGCAACCAAAGAGAGAUCCCAUGUAAUAUCUGUAAUAUUUUCCCAUAUAGGGACUGAGGGUGCACCUGUGGUUUCAGCAGUUAUGUAACAACAUAAUGACCUUUGACACAAAGCAAUUUCCAGUUUAGAUUGUCUUUCAUGUAUGGAUUGUAGACAAUAACAACAUCUGGCAUGUCUUACUAAUAAUCAUCAGAGAAAACAUUGAUUAAUGUCCCAGUAGAUCAUAACAAAGCUUACUAUGUCGAGAUCAUGAGAGAAUAAUUUAGAAUAUUUUAGAUUAUUAUCAGAUUAGUUAGAUAAAGUGAGCAGUUAAGAUUAUUUGUGUUUUCUUGUGAUCAUGGGAAAAUGCAGUGAUCACAACAUUACCAGCUUUGUUUUCUCAUGACCACAAAGUAAAAACAUUUUGGGGGGGAUACCGUACAUCCUUUAGAAACAAAAAAGAUGUUUGCAAGGCUUUGUUUGCAAUAUUACUGGUGCCACUAAACGGCUGUUUUAAUUGCAGACAAGCCUUCCUGCCUGUGCGUGUGUGUGUGUGUGUGUGUGUGUGUGUGUGUGUGUGUUCUUGUGAACUGAACAUCCAGGUACAAGCACUGACCAUACGGCUGUGCGUCUCUCCUUUUGCGUCUCUCCUUAUUCUUAAACCAGGACUGGUUUCAUUGCUGAAGCCUCAUUCCAGGAGCAAGCUUGGCGUUUUUAUUUUUAAUUUUUGCAGACUGGUGUGUCAGAAAUAAAAGCAUUUUGAAGAUGUGGUUUUUAUUUUAUUUUUUCCAAUGAUAUAUUUUUUGUAUUUAGUAUUGUAAAUUACAUUAGCUCUGCCAUUGACUUUUUUUUUUUUUCUUGUAAA
Messenger RNA from Anoplopoma fimbria (sablefish), 2893 nucleotides. RefSeq lists its product as uncharacterized. The transcript is spliced from 3 exons. Bases 517 to 864 code for a protein of 115 amino acids. NCBI's taxonomy places the organism in Eukaryota, Metazoa, Chordata, Actinopteri, Perciformes, Anoplopomatidae. The record is from RefSeq and is a predicted model, not a curated record.